GGUUUUUCGGGGGCGGGGGCUACCUCUCCGGUUUAUGCUUUCUUUCCUUUUCCACCUCCUCGGCUUGCACAUUAAAUUGUGCACUUCGCAAGGGAGCACUAGCACUUGAGCAGUGGGAAGCAAAGAGGAGAAAGUGGAGGGCACGUAAAGGAUUCCGUGAAUAGGAGUUCUGAUAUGGUUAUAAGGGUUUGCGGUUAUUAAAACUAUUUGCUUGGGGCAGGGAGAGAAAUCUGAGAGAGGAGAAAAAAGGAUAGAGAGAAGGUAUUUCAUGCAUUGCCUUUAUGACCUUGUACAAACCUUUAAUCGGUUUCAGCUUCACAUUCUUCAUGACCCAAUUUGGUGUUGAUAACACCACAAUGUCAGAAAGUCUCUGAGAAGAUUAAAUGAGGUUCUGCCAUCACUGCAGUAGCCACAUCCGUGUUUCAUGGUCCACCAAGGUGCCAUCUUCAUUAUGCCCUCAUACCUCAUGGGAAAGGUGGGCGUUCCUCAGUCAGUGGCGUUGUGGCAACUGUGUUUGGAGCAACAGGAUUCCUGGGUCGAUAUGUUGUCAACCACCUUGGACGUAUGGGAUCACAAGUGAUCAUCCCCUAUCGGUGUGAUCCGUAUGACGUCAUGCACCUUCGUCCCAUGGGUGACCUGGGCCAGCUUAUCUUUCUGGAAUGGAAUGGAAGAGAUAAAGAUUCUAUCCGACGAGCAGUGGAGCACAGCAAUGUGGUCAUCAAUCUUAUUGGACGAGACUGGGAAACCAAGAACUUUGAUUUUGAAGAUGUUUUUGUGAAGAUUCCCCAAGCCAUUGCUCAAGCUUCCAAGGAAGCUGGAGUUGAAAAAUUCAUUCAUGUUUCCCAUUUGAAUGCUAAUAUUAGAAGCUCUUCUAGGUAUUUGAGAAAUAAGGCUGUUGGAGAGAAAGAAGUGAGAGAUGCAUUUCCAGAAGCCAUUAUCAUAAAGCCAUCAGACAUCUUUGGAAGAGAAGAUAGAUUCCUCAAUCAUUUUGCAAAUAUCCGUUCCUUUAUUGGUGUACCUCUUAUUUCCUUGGGCCGGAAGGCACAGAAACAACCAGUAUAUGUUGUAGAUGUAUCAAAAGGAAUUGUUAAUGCAGUUAAAGAUCCAGAUGCCAAAGGAAAAAGCUUUGCUUUCUUUGGGCCAAAUCGGUACGUCCUCUUUGACUUGGUGCAGUAUGUCUUUGCUGUGGCUCACAGGCCGUUCCUCCCGUACCCUUUGCCACGGUUUGCCUAUCGAUGGAUAGCAAGAUUCUUUGAAAUGAGCCCAUUUGAGCCUUGGACAACGAGGGACAAAGUGGAGCGGAUUCACAUCUCAGACAUGGUAUUACCUCACCUGCCGGGCUUAGAAGACCUUGGUAUUCAGGCAACACCGCUGGAACUCAAGGCCAUCGAGGUGCUGCGGCGUCAUCGCACUUACCGCUGGUUGUCUUCUGAAAUUGAGGAUGUGAAACCACCCAGGACCGUCAACAUCUAGUACCCCCUGAGCACUUGGCUUUGGUGUCAUUUGGGUUACCUGGCCAGUGGCCAACCUAUAUUCUUUAGAAAGUUCUGUACAUAGGGAAUAAGUUCUUUCCUCUAUUAAAACAUCUGAGGAUAAA
This is a messenger RNA of Nycticebus coucang (slow loris), 1597 nucleotides long. It is a transcript of the gene NDUFA9, whose product is annotated as NADH:ubiquinone oxidoreductase subunit A9. Gene Ontology annotation, cellular component: mitochondrion. The record is from RefSeq and is a predicted model, not a curated record. Gene Ontology annotation, molecular function: protein-containing complex binding. The transcript is spliced from 11 exons. NCBI's taxonomy places the organism in Eukaryota, Metazoa, Chordata, Mammalia, Primates, Lorisidae. Bases 565 to 1473 code for a protein of 302 amino acids.